Folsomia candida is the source of this 675-nucleotide messenger RNA. RefSeq names its product protein BUD31 homolog (gene l(1)10Bb). The record is from RefSeq and is a predicted model, not a curated record. Gene Ontology annotation, cellular component: nucleus; spliceosomal complex. Bases 103 to 537 code for a protein of 144 amino acids. Gene Ontology annotation, biological process: mRNA splicing, via spliceosome. NCBI's taxonomy places the organism in Eukaryota, Metazoa, Arthropoda, Collembola, Entomobryomorpha, Isotomidae. The transcript is spliced from 4 exons.
UUCGUUUUGAAGGAGAAGAAAAAGUCGUGCGGUUUGGAUAGAUUUUUUAAAUUGAAAUAUUAGUGAAUUGAAAAUUAAAUAGAUAAAUCCUCAAUAAAAACCAUGCCAAAGGUGAAGAGGAGCAGGAAGCCGCCGCCGGAUGGGUACGAACUCCUGGAGCCCACCCUUGACGAAUUGGAAGGCAAAAUGCGUGAAGCCGAAGCGGAGCCGCACGAGGGGAAGCGAAAGGUCGAGGCGCUCUGGCCAAUUUUCAAAAUUCAUCACCAGAGAUCCAGAUACGUCUUUGAUUUGUAUUACAGGAGGAAGGCUAUAUCCAGGGAGCUGUACGAGUACUGCUGCAAGGAAGGCAUCGCUGACCCGAACCUGAUCGCCAAGUGGAAAAAGCAAGGCUAUGAAAAUUUAUGCUGUCUCCGAUGCAUCCAGACCAGGGACACGAACUUUGGGACGAACUGUAUCUGCAGGGUGCCCAAGUCCAAGUUGGAGGAGGGCCGGGUGGUGGAGUGCAUCCACUGCGGGUGCAGGGGGUGCUCCGGAUAGUUUUAAUUUUUAUUAUUAAAUUAUGUCGCGAGGGUUAAUGUUUUCUAUUGUAAAUUUUAUAUAUCGCUAUAAUAACCUACUAAUUUUUAAUAAAAAAGUGUAUCACUGGGUUGAAUAAAAACUGGUUUUUCAUAUGAG